Pocillopora verrucosa is the source of this 1537-nucleotide messenger RNA. The record is from RefSeq and is a predicted model, not a curated record. Lineage: Eukaryota; Metazoa; Cnidaria; Anthozoa; Scleractinia; Pocilloporidae.
UCUGGAGGAUGCUAAUGCUUCAUUUGAAGAAUCAAGCACUUCUAGUAAUGAGACUGACUUAGAGCAUGGAGAACAGCUUGGAAUGUCUCUGAGAAGUCUUCAUGGUAAUCUCAUGAACUCUCAGCAAGGUCAUUUUGAGCAGAGUGAACCACUGACAAAGAAUAACUGGCAAGAUGCUGUCCAGGCAAUUCAAGCACUAAUCACCAGGUCAAAAAAACAGCGUAAGGGCAAGAUGCAAAGUACAGAACAUGGAGGACAGCAGACCACAGCUCAUGGGCUACAACAGCCCCAGGAGACUUCUAAACUGAGCUUGGAGCCAGGGUUCAUAGGUGUGAAUGGUACCAAUUCAAGCUGUGCAAAUGGAUGGGAGCAUACUGGUGCUAAACCCAAAUCAACUGUUCCAGGAGCCCCCUCAAGUUCAGUGCUUGAUAAAAAGGUCUUGACUGGGCAAUCCCAUGUCAAAGGCAUACAUGAACAGCUAAGCAGUGGAGGAGGGUCAUCUAUUGGGUUUUCCUUACAUGGAGCUUCUAAUGUGGACCACUUGAGGGACCAGACAGGCACAUUGAGAUGUGUUCCCCCACCACCAGAACAUGAAGGAAGGCAGACCACAGAUCAUUGGCUACAACAGCCUCAAGAGACUCCUAAACUGAGCUUGGAGCCAGAGUGCAUAGACAUGGAAGGCAUAUCCAAUGGUGAAAAUGAGUGGAAUGGACUGCCCCAUGAAACACCAGCAUGCGGAAUUAACCCUGAGUUUCUUGCCCAGCACUCAACAGACCCUCUCCUUGGAGGUUAUACAACAAGCAGUGCUGGAGCAAGCAAUACUCAAAAUCACCUCAUUCAACUGGAGCAGAAUGAAGUGCACUGUAUGCAACAUAAUAUGCCAUCUGAGCAAGAUGACAUAGUCAGGUGGUCAUCUACAAGUAUGGAAAGAGAAAGAGUUGCAAGGAGAUGGUGUUCUUGCUGCAGAGAUGAUCCAGAUUCUAUGCCCGUUUGUGAAGUGUGUUGUAGGCACCGUUACUGUGGACCUGGAUAUCGUCCCCAAAUGAACCAUGUGGAUUUAUGUUGCCACUGCUUUGAGGAAGUCAUUGGACAGUGCAUUAUGUUUCUAUGCGGGCAUAAGGCACACAAGGACUGUGUAAUUGCAGCAAUUUGCUUCAACAUGUUAAAUUGUCCAAUAUGUGGAAAAGAUUUCUUGCACUUGGCAUAAGGAAGCUGUUACACUUGUGAAAAGAUACUUUUUAACCAUGUUUUAAUAUCUUAAAAGAUAUUUGUGGUCAUGCAUAAACCUGUAACCUCGUUGGAUCAUUUUAAUGUCUUAAAAGAUACUCUUGGUCAUGCAUAAACCAAGGUUGCCAGGUUGUUAGUCCAAUUAAUAUUAACAUUCAGUUGGGCAUCACUUAGUUAAGAGGGGCAUGCUUUAUUUCACUUCCAAAUGUGGAUUUCUCAAGAGGUUUUGUUUCGCUAGCGAUACAUUAUAAUCUCUUCACAACCUGCCAAAAAAAUUAAAAUAAAAGAAAUGAGGUGAACUUUUAUAAUC